Messenger RNA from Conger conger (European conger), 1715 nucleotides. RefSeq names its product G-protein coupled receptor 55-like. The transcript has 2 exons. Gene Ontology annotation, cellular component: membrane. Gene Ontology annotation, molecular function: G protein-coupled receptor activity. The record is from RefSeq and is a predicted model, not a curated record. NCBI's taxonomy places the organism in Eukaryota, Metazoa, Chordata, Actinopteri, Anguilliformes, Congridae. The coding region runs from base 122 to 1060 and encodes 312 amino acids. Gene Ontology annotation, biological process: phospholipase C-activating G protein-coupled receptor signaling pathway; positive regulation of Rho protein signal transduction.
CAACGUCCUGCGUUCAUGACACAGGUAUGCUGGCUUUCGGUUCAUCCUAACAAUUAUUUGAUUUACCCACGAUAGCAGCAAGGAGAACGGCAUAAAAGACAGCACACGCUACAACUGGGAGAUGGACCAUAGCUGCGGCAAACUAAACAUCACAGAGGAGGUUAAGACGGCGCAGAUGGUGCUCUCCGUUCCGACCUUCGUCCUGGGGCUCAUGGGUAACGUGGCGGUGCUGGCGAUGUUCUUCUGCAGACGAGGACAAUCCUGGACCUACAUGAUGGUGUACAUCACAAACAUGGCGUUAGCCGACUGCACCGUCCUGGUCUUUCUGCCAUUCAGAAUGUACUUCUACCGGAACGAAUUGCCAUUGGAAAUGAGUGACUUCUGCUUGGUUCUGGUCUCACUUUACUACGUGAACAUGUACGUCAGCAUCUACACCAUCACGGCCAUAAGUGUGGUGCGCUAUUUGGGUAUAAAGUACCCUUUCAAAGCCAAAGUGAUCCUGUCUCCAUGGAAGGCCCUCCUUGUGUGCGCAUUCAUAUGGGUUCUUCAUUGCUCCCUUAACACAGGCUUCCACUCCGUGGACGAUCCAGGAAAGAACGUGACCCAGAUCUCUUGUUUCCAAAAAAACAGUAAGGCGCCUUUGCCCAUUUACUUCAUACUAGCAUUGGAGCUGUUGGGCUACGCUCUGCCCCUUAUCACGAUGAGCUUCUGUUCAGUCCAAGUCAUCCGCGCCUUGUCGAAGCAGACCAGGGCAAGCUCUCAGACGGACAAGAAGAUCCAGUGCAUCCGCAUCAUGGCAGCAAACUGGGUCGUCUUUGUCGUAUGUUUUACCCCGAUUCAUUUGGCGUUCCUUUUCAAGUAUAUUGUAGAGUCGCAUUGGAAGGACAACUGUGAUCUAUUAAAUGGGGCACAUAAUUUUUUGCACUUUUCCUUCGUGAUAGCGAACAUGAAUUGCUGCCUGGAUGCGUUCAGCUAUUACUUCGCCACCAAAGAUUCUUGGAAGAGGCUCUCAGCAUGCUGUCAAUCAGAAGCAGGGAUUUCACAAAACGCAAUUAUUUAACAGACAUCUUACCCAAUCAAUGCGGUUUUGCAAAGGCACGUGUUGGUCCUGAUAUCCAUAAGGCAGCGUGUGGCUUCAAGUACCAAAAACACAGUUUAAAUGUCCAUUCUCCAGCACCUCUCAUGAGCCUUACCAGAACAAUGUUUCAGUGGCUGUCUUUAAGGCUCACUGACCUCAACGAACCUCCAUACCUCACUAACUGAACGCCGUCUGUGCUUGGAUUAGCGGAGGCCAAAAGGUGUGGCGUGCUGAUGCAUACGACCGUAUCGUUGUGAUGCCACUACUUCACAGAAUUCCAAACGGCUUGUUUACAGUUUUUUACAAUCGUUUUCACACUUGUCUCAAUACCAUGUCCACUUUUUCAAAACACUUAACGCAUUCACCAUAUCAUUAGACUAUGUGAACUAAACUGUGGAUAUUUUUGCAUUGCUUUCAUACUAAAGGCAUUCAAUCACCACUUCUUCCAAAAUUCAUGAAUACCUCUCUCAGUCAAUGUUCACUACCAGCAAAAGUUUGUCCAAAUACCGCAAAUUUUGCAGACAUUUAGAUACUCUGUUCAAAACAGUUAACUUUCAGUUCAAAACCCAAUAAAAUUCUGAUCAUUGUGGAAGGAAAUAUGCUGCAUUUUGGCAGAAAAAUGAAACUAUAUGCUUGA